Messenger RNA from Somion occarium, 1218 nucleotides. The record is from the annotation of a GenBank genome assembly. Lineage: Eukaryota; Fungi; Basidiomycota; Agaricomycetes; Polyporales; Cerrenaceae.
AUGUGACAGACGCGACAAAGACCUUGGACCCCAUCCACCACCACCUCCUCUGCAAGUUAUGAAUGCCUCUUCUGCAGGCGUCUGCGAGGUGGAUCGAUUGCGCAAUGAACUCAAGCAUCAGCUUCAAUUGAACCGUUUAACUCGCGGAGAGAUCGAUCCUAUCGUUCAGGCUCUAGACGAUGUCAAACGCGAGAAUGCUCGACUUAUGCGCGCGUUGGAGGAGGCUCGCUCCGAUAAUAUUCGACUCAAGAAGAUGUUACAGCGUGCCGCAGGUUCUGGGGGAGCUAGUUUACGAGUGGGGGAAAUUAAAGAGAAUCCAAUUGUUGUUGCGGACCAAGACUCCAAUAUCGAAGAUGCGGAACGAGAACUGCGCCUUUUGCGCCAACAAUACAACGAUCUGCUCCAUGAGAAAGAGCAAGCCACUCGGCGGUAUCAAGAACACUAUCGCAAAUGGAGGAACUUCAAGAAAUGGUUGGCGAACGAAGAAGAGGCACGGUCACCGAAUGCUUCGAAGGGAAUGGCCACACCAUCUCCCUCUCGAUUACUGAAAGUCCGGCGCAUAUUGGAACAAUCAACGAACGACGCGGAAGAUGAGAAUGCCAAUUUGUUCAUUAACUCUCAUCAUUCGCCGCCCCGAGUACCUCUCAAGCUUUCGCCCGAACACAGUAAUGCUCUUCCAUUUCCAUUACAGGACAGUCCAUUGCAUUCCCAAGCAGACCUUGAAGAUCCACCCGCCGUCUUCCCAAGUCACAAGCCUCGCAGAUUAUCUAGUCCGCCAAUCGCCAAUAAAAUGGCAAUAACUGAAUCGCCUGAGUUCAUCAAUAGCCGGCAGUACCGCAAGCAGCUUCAUGCUUCAGAUUGUGAAUGUUGUCAUGAUUACUAUGAGGCUAUAGGUCCUCUUCCCCCAAGACUUAUGCCUCCUCCAUGGCGGACACCUACCAAGCCAAAGCUUGAUAAAGUGAAUUCUCAGGAGAGAAGUAUUCAGCAGCAUAAGCAUCAAAUCUCUCGACAUCGCAAUCAGUGGAAAAUACCCCAGACUCCACCUGGCUAUUGGAAUAUUGGAUUUCCUGAUACUCAAGAAGCAGAGAUAAUCAACAAGCAGAAAACAUGCUUUUAUGCAUGGCAGCUGAGACUUGGAACUUAGAAUUAAGUGCUUUUUUGUUAUUGAAAUUUUUUGUUUUGCUUGUAUACAAAAUCUUAUAAAUAUAUUAAUUGAAU